AUGAUAGAUUCUGUAUAUGUCCAUUUUUCAAGACCUCUAAAUAAUUCAAAGUUAUGUGACAUUCAAUCUAAAUUAGGUUUAAAAAAAGGCAAUAUGUUAAGAGUAUGCGAUACUAGAUGGGUUUGCAGGUACAAAAAUUGCGAGGCUAUGUUAAAUAAUUUUAAUGCAAUUGUUAAAUACCUUGAAAAUGAAAUUGAUGAACAAUCUGAUAAAGAUAUUGCUCAAGCUAUUGGCAUAUUAAGUUCUAUACAGAAAUGUGAAUUCAUUAUUUUUCUUAUUAUUCUUAAAGAUGUAUUGAGUAUAAUGAACAUAUUAAGUAAUAGUUUACAAAGUAAAACAGCAACACUUGGUAAAUCUAAAAAUAUUAUUGAGUCCGUUAUAAAAACAUUUGAAACAUCAAGAACAGAUGAGGAAUUCCAUAAUGUUUGGAAAAAAAUAGUUAAUUUUGCUGAUGAAAAUAAUAUUAACUUACAAAUUCCAACUAUGGGAUCCAAACGUCAAAGAAGAGAAACUCAAAAUCUUCAUGAUUAUGUGGUGUUUGUAACUACUGGAGCAGAAAAUGAAGUAGUUGAUUCAAACACUACGGUUGAAAUAUACUGGCAAAGAGUAGCCUACAUGCCUAUUAUUGAUUCUAUUGUAAGACAUCUCAAGUAUAGAUUCUCCAAAGAGAGUUUACUUAUGGCAAGCUCUGUUGAAAGUUUUAUUAAAAUGGAUUUUGUUGAAAGAUGUUUUAAUGAUAGAUAUUCAUGCUUUAAAAUCAGAAAUGAAUGUAGCAAGAAAUUGCAUGAUUACCAUAAAACCGGAUUUUGA
Messenger RNA from Metopolophium dirhodum (rose-grain aphid), 810 nucleotides. RefSeq lists its product as uncharacterized. The transcript is spliced from 5 exons. The record is from RefSeq and is a predicted model, not a curated record. Bases 1 to 810 code for a protein of 269 amino acids. Lineage: Eukaryota; Metazoa; Arthropoda; Insecta; Hemiptera; Aphididae.